UUUAAUCAAAAUCUAUUUCACGCGGGUGCCAUAAUACCCAAUCAAGAAGCACCGGUGCAAAUUGGGAAAUUGGUCGGAGAAGUUCGUGAAAAAAAAUGGCAGCAACAGCUUCAUCUUGCAUUUUCUGCCAGCGAGCUUCUAAUUCUACCGCCAAUAACCUUCUUCAUUUUGAUGAGAGAGUUGUUGCGUUCGAAGAUGUAAACCCUUCUGCCGUCAGGCAUUACUUGGUAAUUCCCAAGGAGCACAUUCCCACAGUUAGGAAUCUCCAGAGAAGAGCUGAAGAUUACUCACUCGUAAGUCACAUGUUAGAGGUGGGGCAGACACUUCUAUCCCAAGAUUCCCCUCAAUUAAAGCACAGAUUUGGCUUCCAUCAGCCCCCAAUGAACAGUGUCAAUCACCUACACCUCCAUUGUUUUGCACUUCCUUACACACCCAGGUGGAAGUUCGCAAAAUACAUAUCAUUGGGAUCGAUCGGAUUCAUCGAAGCUGAGAAGUUGUUGGAGAAAAUAAAGCCUUAACUCACACACCAGAUCACUUCAGCAGCAGUCAGUAUGUGUUCUUUAUUAUUGUUCAAUGCUAUGAACAGCAGAAAUGUUUGAUAUCUCUAACCAAAGUUGAGGCAUCCAUCUGAUAUGAGUCUAUUUCUUCAUUGAAUCAAAGUUUUUGUGUCAAUUUCUACAGGAAUUGCUGUUUUUAGUAUAGAAAGGCUUUGUUUUUGGUUCAUUAUUUUAAUGGAAUGUGAAGUAAAAGAUGAACGUUUUAA
Messenger RNA from Cucurbita moschata (crookneck pumpkin), 763 nucleotides. RefSeq names its product bifunctional adenosine 5'-phosphosulfate phosphorylase/adenylylsulfatase HINT4. The transcript is spliced from 6 exons. The record is from RefSeq and is a predicted model, not a curated record. Gene Ontology annotation, molecular function: catalytic activity. NCBI's taxonomy places the organism in Eukaryota, Viridiplantae, Streptophyta, Magnoliopsida, Cucurbitales, Cucurbitaceae. Bases 96 to 518 code for a protein of 140 amino acids.